Messenger RNA from Aspergillus welwitschiae, 834 nucleotides. Its product is annotated as cleavage and polyadenylation specificity factor subunit 5. Gene Ontology annotation, cellular component: mRNA cleavage factor complex. Bases 1 to 834 code for a protein of 277 amino acids. The transcript has 4 exons. The record is from RefSeq and is a predicted model, not a curated record. Lineage: Eukaryota; Fungi; Ascomycota; Eurotiomycetes; Eurotiales; Aspergillaceae. Gene Ontology annotation, molecular function: mRNA binding.
AUGUCGACUACCACCGCGACGGCGAUCCAAAGCUCGCGCCCCCCCAUCAUCCCCAAAGACUUCUCCGCGCAACAACCCAAAACAAUCCGCCUGUACCCCCUCUCCAACUACACAUUCGGAACCAAGGAAACGCAACCGGAGGAGGACCCGUCCGUUUUGGCGCGUCUAAAACGUCUCGAGGAGCACUACGACCUACAUGGCAUGAGACGCACCUGCGAGGGUGUCCUCGUCUGCCACGAACACAACCAUCCUCAUGUGCUGAUGCUGCAGAUUGCCAACGCGUUUUUCAAGCUCCCCGGCGACUACCUCCACUUCGAAGACGACGAAGUCGAGGGCUUCAAGAAACGGCUCAACGAGCGUCUCGCCCCCGUCGGCUCUCAGUUCUCGGGCGAAGGCGUUAACGAAGACUGGGAGAUCGGUGACACGUUGGCGCAAUGGUGGAGGCCGAACUUCGAGACGUUCAUGUACCCGUUCCUCCCGGGACAUGUGACUCGGCCGAAGGAGUGCAAGAAAUUGUAUUUCAUCCAAUUGCCGAAGAAGAAGGUCCUCUCGGUCCCGAAGAACAUGAAACUCCUCGCCGUCCCACUCUUCGAACUAUACGACAACACGGCCCGGUAUGGCCCUCAGCUCUCGGCUAUCCCGCACUUGCUGUCGAGAUACAACUUUGAGUUUGUCGAUGAGAACGACAACGUGGUUGCCGCGACGCCGGGCACGCCCUUGCCGGAUCAUCAGAUCCCCCGGACGAAGGUGCUGGCUGGUGAUAGCGGUGAUGGACAGGAUGAGGGGAUGGCGGACUACCCUUCUGGAGAGGGCGAGAACGGGGCUAGUGCGUAG